Messenger RNA from Aphidius gifuensis, 1926 nucleotides. It is a transcript of the gene CSN1b, whose product is annotated as COP9 signalosome complex subunit 1-like. The transcript has 4 exons. Bases 254 to 1792 code for a protein of 512 amino acids. Lineage: Eukaryota; Metazoa; Arthropoda; Insecta; Hymenoptera; Braconidae. The record is from RefSeq and is a predicted model, not a curated record. Gene Ontology annotation, cellular component: COP9 signalosome.
GUAUUCAUCAAGUUGCGCAUUUUUGUUACAACAAAAAAAAUUUUCAGCGAAUGAAAAAAAAAAAAAAAGAGGAAAAAGAAUAACACGACAAUUAUUUAAUCAAAAUUUUCGUUAAUGAGGUUUUAAAUUUGAAGAUUAAUUUUCUUUUUUGUUCUCCAACAACAACGCCGGUUACGAGAACAAAUUAUUAAUAAAAAGCUAAAACGUUUGUUUAUUUAAUCAUUGAAGAAAUAAGUAAAAUAAACAAUUUAAAAUGUUUUCAUUUGUACAACAAAAUGCAAUUGAGCCAAUGCAAGUUGAUAUACCAAAUGAAGAUAACGACAACAAUGAUGAAGAGCCAUAUGUCGUUGAAAAUCCAACAAUGGAUCUUGAAGUUUAUGCAAAUAGUUAUAAUGGUUUAGCAAAAUUGUAUCGUUUGAGUUACAUUGCUGAUCAUUGUCCAAGUUUACGUGUUGAAACACUUAAAAUGGCAAUAAAUCAUGUAAUGACAACAUACAAUGUAUCAUUGUAUCAGUUACUUCAUAAAAAAUUAUUACAAGCAAUAAAUACACCAGGAUUACCUGAUAUUGCUGCACAAUCAACAGCUCAAGAUAUACCAACAUUAAAUCAAGCAUGGGUUGAAUCAAAAUCUAAAAAAGCAGCAUUAAAACUUGAAAAACUUGAUACUGAUUUAAAAAAUUAUCGUAGUAAUUCAAUAAAAGAAAGUAUAAGACGUGGUCAUGAUGAUCUCGGUGAUCAUUAUUUAGAUUGUGGUGAUCUUAGUAAUGCAUUAAAAUGUUAUUCAAGAGCAAGAGAUUAUUGUACAAGUGGUAAACAUGUUGUUAAUAUGUGUUUAAAUGUCAUUAAAGUAUCAGUAUAUUUACAAAAUUGGACUCAUGUAUUAACAUAUGUUGCUAAAGCUGAAAAUGCACCAGAAUUUACUACUGAAACAAAUGGUAAUGGUAAAGAUAAUAAUAAUCAAGUUGUAUUAACAAAAUUAAAAGUAUCAGCUGGUCUUGCAUCACUUGCUAUGAGAAAAUAUAAAAUGGCUGCAAAACAUUUUCUUCAAGCAUCACUUGAUCAUUGUGAUUUUCCAGAAUUAUUAUCAACUGGUAAUGUUGCAUUAUAUGGUGGUUUAUGUGCAUUAGCAACAUUUGAUAGACCUGAAUUACAAAAACAAGUUAUAUUUAGUAGUUCAUUUAAAUUAUUUCUUGAACUUGAACCACAAUUACGUGAUAUUAUAUUUAAAUUUUAUGAAUCAAAAUAUGCAUCAUGUUUAAAAUUAUUGGAUGAAAUCAAAGAUAAUAUAUUAUUAGAUAUGUAUAUUGCACCACAUGUUAAUGUAUUAUAUACACAAAUACGUAAUAGAGCACUUAUACAAUAUUUUGGUCCAUAUUUAAGUGCUGAUAUGAGAAAAAUGGCUGUUGCAUUUAAUCGUAGUGUACCAGCACUUGAAGAUGAACUUAUGCAACUUAUUCUUGAUGGACAAAUACAAGCAAGAAUUGAUUCUCACAACAAGAUAUUGUAUGCAAAAGAUGUUGAUCAACGUAGUACAACAUUUGAAAAAUCAAUAAACAUUGGUAAAGAUUAUCAAAGACGUACAAGAAUGUUAUUAUUACGUUCAGCAAUAUAUAAACAUCAAAUACAAGUCAAAGUUGAUGAUUCAGCUGGUGCUGUUGAUGGUCUUCUUGAAUUAGUUAAUGAAAAAUCAUUUAAAAAAAAAGGAUUUCUUUUACAGUCCCAACAACGUGAUACACAAUUAAUUGAAAUGUCUGUUGCACCUGGUAAUAGCAGCACAACACCAAGAAGUUAAUUCAUUUAAUUUUAAUUUUUUCCAUAUUUAAAUUACUCAAGUGAUUAUUAAUACGAUAAUUUUAUACCAUCAAUGUACAUACAUAAUAAAGUGCAUUAAUUUAAUAAUUAUCAAAAUUACAAUAAUAAAAUUCA